AAACAGCUCGCCAAAUUGCUCCAUCACUAACCGCCUUGUUUAAUAAAUCUCUGAACACUGGUGUGUUACCACGCGACUGGAAACUAGCAAAUGUUGUUCCCGUUCACAAAAAAGACAACAAAGAGCACGUAGAAAACUAUCGACCAAUUUCGCUUCUUUCGCUUAUUUCGAAAGCAUUGGAAAGAUGCGUGUUCAAUAAGAUCAAAGACCACGUUUUCGAACAGAUUAACAAUGGUCAACAUGGCUUUGUUCCUCGGAAGUCCUGUGUUACACAGCUCAUUGAAGUUUUUGAGUAUAUUGGUCGUGAGCUGGAUCUUGGGAAACAAGUUGAUGUGAUCUACUUGGAUAUGUCCAAGGCGUUUGAUCGAGUAAGUCACAUGCAACUGUUGAAACGACUUCGUAAUUUUGGAUUCGGUGGCAAUAUUCUUAACUGGUUUAGAUCUUACCUCAAGGACCGUCGGCAGCAGACUACACUACUUGGUGCAACAUCAUCAGCACUACCAGUAACCUCCGGAGUUCCACAAGGCUCAAUCCUUGGACCGCUGCUGUUCCUAUUAUAUCAGAAUAAUCUCCCCAACUCCAUCAACCACUCGAAGAUCGCGACGUUUGCUGACGACACAAAGAUUUACAAGGUGAUAAACGCGAAGGCUGAUGCAUCCGCUAUGGAGAAUGAUCUUGCUAAUUUCCAAACCUCCUCUGCCAAUGCUAAUCUUCUCCUCAACACAGAUAAAUGUAAGACACUUCGAAUUACUAGAAAACGCAACAAAAUCGACCAUACUUACAAGUUGCAAGAUUCCGCUCUGAAAACCACAGAUUGCGAACGUGACCUUGGCGUCUGGACCUCCUCCACCCUCACAUGGUCGAAACAAGUCCUCCACCAGUGCGCCCAAGCCAACAAAUCCCUCGGGUAUAUUCGACGGUCCACGAUCAAAAUCAAGACCAUCUCUGUUCGUCGGACUCUAUAUCUUACCCUCGUUCGUUCCCACCUCGCAUACGCGUCCCAAGUUUGGGCUACACAAACUGUUGACCUCAUUAAGCGUACAGAACGCGUUCAACGACGUGCGUCGAAGUACAUAUUGAACCUACCGUUCUUCUGUGACAUCAACUAUAACCAUCGUCUCUCAACAUUAAAUAUACUACCUCUGUGUUACUGGCACGAGUACCUAGACAUAUUGUUCCUUUUCAAAUCACACCAUGACAUUAUUAACCUAAGCAGCGACAUACUACCUCACCCUCAAAAUUCAAGUCAACGUACCCGAUCUACAAACCCUAACUGUCUACAAUUUCAGACUUCAGCAUGCAAAACAUCUACCUAUCAAAAAUCAUAUCUAAUAAGGACUACUAGAGUCUGGAACACACUGCCAAUGGAUUUAACUAUUAAUAGCAUGGCAACUUUAAAGGACUUUAAAAAUAAGUUAUUAAUCUAUUAUAAAACAGCACUUUAUAAAUGUUAUGACGUUGACGAUCCACGAACAUGGAAAUCGGUUUGCUUAAAAUGCAACCAAGCUCGCGACCUGACAAGGCCGAUAACGUGUUGUUUUUAGAUUUAGUUUUCAGAAGUACCUUUUCACAUUGGUAUCUAUGGGGCCUAUUCAGGUUUUGCUGAAGGUUUAGGAUUGUGAGGGUUUCAAACGUCUUCUGACUCAGUCAGCUUCCAAAAAUGGAAGUGGUUCUGCGGGUCGCAAUGUGAAAAGAGUUGCAUCUGAUAGUUCGUUAGUAAUUGAUUCUUUCUAUGUACGUAUAUAGUGUAUUUGUCUAACAUUUAGGGAUCGCAGUAAUUGGCGCAAGCUGUUGCGAUUGCCCUGCCAGUUUUUUUGUGUUAACGUUGUUUAAAUUUGGCAAAGUUAAUAAAUUAAACUUGAGCUACUCGAGCUAUUCUCAACCGCAACGAUAUUUCAAUUAUAUUUUAUAUUGUUCAAAUACGAUAGUAAAUUACUUGCCAUGAUUGAUGACCCUUUUAUAAUAUAUAAGUAUGAUAUAUUGAUGACCCUAAAUUAUAUGACUCGACUAAUAGCGUGUACCAUUUAGUAUAAUAAAACAUUAAAAAAUAGGUACGCUAGGCGUACAUGUAUCUGCGCAAAGGAAUUCCAUAGUUGCUAUGAAAAAAAAUUCAUUCACAAUUAUUAUAGUAAACAUUUAUAUUUCGAAGUAACUAUACAGCCGGCUAUUUAGUAAACUGCUGGCAAUGUAGUGACUAAGAAAAAAAAGCUAAGUCAGACAAAACACAACCCGACGGGCGUUUCACUUUCCGCACGCAGCGCCUAUACCGUAUACUCUAACGGCAAGCUCGUUAAAAGCUAGCGCAAACAAAAGUUUUUUAUAUUUAACUAUAGUCAGUAUAUAGCCGGCAGUUUACUAAAUACCUGGUUGCCGGCAGUAUAGUCACUUUAUCGCUUCCCUUAAAUUUAAUCCAUGCUAAUCUACUCUGUCAGUUUCUUGUCAUGAUGAGCUCUGUUUUCUGUGCGUAGGCUUUUGCGCAAUAAACCAAUCGUACACCAAUUGGAAUAAUUAUGGCAAUGUGCGUUAUAAGCACAUGCCGGUUUAUUAAUUUUUUGUAAUGAAUAACAUAAUUAUUAAUAUAACAAAUUAUUAAGGAAACUAAUGUUCGUAAAAGUAAUUAUUAAGAAAAUUGUUCGCACAGAAAAGGUUCGUAAAAUUGUUGCGUGUAGGUUGGCUCUUAGAUUGAAAACGCGAUUUAUUAAAAUUCUGCGCACGGAUCCAAAGUUCCCAAUGAGUUGAACCCCAAGGCAUUUCAGACGGUUUGUCGUAAAUUACCACAGUAUGGUAUCCGUAUAUAGGAUAUAUUGUGUACAAUUUCAAGGUUACCACAGGGAGCCCAAGCGUUGAUCUGUAUUAGUGUUGUAUGUUUUUCAGUUUAUUUAUUUUAUAUAAUUAGUGUCUUUGCCUUUUAAUUGAAUUAUAACACUGAAUUACACUAAUAAGUCAUAUAAUAAUAAUACUCCUAUAGUCGAACUUAUAAUAAUAACAACAUAUAAGUUGAUUUGUAUUUGUAUGUUUUUCAGUUUAUUUAUUUAAGAUCUAAUGUAGAAACGGUUUUGACAUUUUCAUAGCUUUAUAAUUUAUGUUAAUUAGUUUAUUAAUUAUAUAAUUCAAUUCACUUUCAAACAGGAUUUUUCAAGAGGUUUACUUUAUUUUUAACAACGUUUCGGAGAGUUUUACUGUCCGUCAUCAGGUUAUUACAACUUUGUAAAUGUUGACGUGUACAAACUAAUUUAACGUUCGUUCUACGCAAGCUUAAUUUCAAACUAAAAUGCACGCGCACGCGCGUGUCUGUUCUCAUUAUCGAAAUAUCUGUCUAAAAUAGGCCUCCAUACUGUCAAUGACUCAAAACUGUUUAAUACUUUCAUACCACGAUGUAUUUCCCUGAGAGACUCUAUUCCUUUCUUUCACCUUUCUUUGUCUCAAACCACUUUCUUUUGCCACAACACUUGUAUUUUCCCAAUCAACUCCACUUAAACAAUUCACAUUGUGUCACGCUAAUCCCCCGUCUUCCUUUCCCAUUCGUUCAUUCGCCAUUGUCAGGUUCCCGUUUUUCAUAUCUUCAUUCGUCAGUCUCACUUUGCUUUCAUGUUCCUUUUUUCUUGUCUUCAGUAAUCUCCACGUUUCUCCAACAUACGCUGCCUUGUACACAACUAAUCUUGUACACAACAUCUUUCUGCUUCUCACGAAGUGGUUGUUGGGAUCUGGUCUUUAGAUCUUUGACUUUCUUUCCUGAUUUGAAUGCCGUUUGAAAAGAAUGUUUCAAAGCUACUCUCUUAAACUGUUCUGAUAUUCCGCGAACAUACGGUACUAUCACCUUUCCUCGAUAUUGUUGUUCUUCCAUUUCUCUUUCACCCCGUACAUUCUUAAAACAUCAUCUUCCUGAUCUUCCUUGGUGAACACAAUAACCCCCGGUUUGAUAUUGUUGAGGUGUUCACGUAUUUCCUCGGAUUGUCCUUUCUUGCAUUUCAGUUCACUGUCAUCUACGUACCAAUACCAUUGGUCCAGUGGGUAUGGGGAUGUUUCCAUUGCCCGUAGUUGAAACUCUUCCAUGUAUAUCAUGGCAAUUUCUCCUGUUGAUCCUAAGCCAAUUGGACCACUUCCUAAGACAUAAUGUUUUCCAUCAAAUUCACAAUAGGCCAAACCAAACAACCACUUUAACAGUUCCGUUAUUGAUCGCACACUUAGGUCAGUUAUGUUUUUCAAUGUUCUGCAAUCAUUUAACAAUUUCUCUACUAAUCUUAAAGCUUCGUCUAUUGGAAUGGAUGGGUACAGAUUCUUUAUAUCAUAAUUAACAAGCACUUCAUUUCUUUCCACACGCCAGUUCUUUAUUUUUUCUUUCAAUUCCCGGGAAUUCUUUAUAUAAAGACCACUCCUCCCUUGAAUCGUCCUUAAUAUUGGAAUUAGAUAUCUUGAUAACUUCUCGAAAGGUGAUCCUACUGUCGAUACUAUUCCUCUCAUUGGAACAUCUUCUUUCUGAAUUUUAGGUAAUCCCAAUAAUCUCGGAGUAUGACAGUCUUUCGGUUUUAAGCGAUCACCUUCUUCCUUUGUUAUUUCAUUUCUUUUCACAAUAUUGUCUAUAACGGUUGCUCCGUCCCUACUAACUUUCUCCGUUAAAUCCCAGUCCUUUUUUUAUCUUAUUGAGGGCUUCGCUUUGAGGUCAAUCAGUACUUUUUUCAUUUUAUAUUCAUAACUGCCCUCGCCAUUAAUACUUUCCCAUCGAUCCAUAGCAAUCAUUAUUCGUUCUUUAUCUGCUGGCAGAAAUACUUUGUUCUUAUCUUGUAGAGCUUUUUUCUUUCCAUCUCUUUCUUGAUUAACAUUGUUGACUUUAAACUUGAUCUAAGCAAUGUGAAUUCACAUUGCGAAAACAUUGCACAUCUUGAUGAAUUAGUGCAUUGCUAUGAUGACGUACUUUCACGUAUUUUAAAUACCCAUGCUCCUGUCCGAAGAAAGCUAAUGAAAGUUAAGCGUUCAACUCCUUGGUACAAUGAAGAACUAAGACAAUUGAAAGUAAAGCGUAGGAGACUAGAGAGAAAGAUGCGGAAAACAAAAUUAGAAGUAGAUUGGACUGCCUAUCGGAAAAUAUGUAACCGAUAUUGUUACUUGUUGAAUAAAGCCCGAACCGAUUAUUAUACUUCCCUUAUCAGUGAUAGCUCCAACGAUCCAAAGAAUCUUUACAGAAUUGUGAGCUCCCUUUGUAAUACACCGCAUGAAGAUCCCUUACCACCUCAUGACGAUCUUGGUCAAUUAGCAAAUAGGUUCAACGAAUAUUUUUUCCGCAAAAUUGAAUUGAUUAGGGAAAAUGUGGACAGUAUCCAUGUCGAUCCUCCGUUAGUGCAUUACCGUAACCCUGAAGUCAAAUUAAAAUCUUUUGAGAUACUUUCUUCCCAGGAUAUUCAUGAUGUUAUUAUGCAAUUGUCCAGUGCCAGCUGCAAGCUUGAUCCGAUCCCAUCAUGUCUUGUUAAAAUCUGUUGUCUGGAACUAAUUCCCUCUAUCACCAAAAUUGUAAAUUUAUCCUUGCAGGAGGGUCGUGUCCCAGAUCACUGGAAAAUUGCUCUGCUGAAACCAAACCUGAAAAAGUCUAGCUUGGACCCAGUAUUUGAGAACUUUAGGCCUGUGAGCAAUCUGUCAUUUCUUUCUAAGAUCACUGAAAAGGCAGCCGCCAACCAAUUGCUGAACCAUUGUGAAAAACAUGCACCUCUCCCUAUCUGUCAAUCUGGCUUCAGGAAAUAUCAUUCGACAGAGACGGCUCUGCUAAAGGUGCAAAGCGAUAUUCUUUUGAGUAUGGACAGGCAGGAAGUGUGUUUUCUUGUGCUCUUGGACUUAAGUUCAGCGUUCGAUACAAUUGAUCAUAAAACUAUCAUUGACGUAUUGGAGUAUCAAUUUGGAGUGACGGAUAGGGCUCUUGAAUGGAUUAAAUCAUAUCUAUUGAACAGGAAACAGAGAGUUGAUCUGGAUAACAAUUUUUCUGAAGACUACGAUGUUAAGUACGGAGUGCCUCAAGGGAGUUGUCUUGGCCCCAUACUUUUUCUGCUUUAUGUAUCCCAACUAUAUGACAUUAUUGACAGGCACUUACCCUCUUCUCAUGGAUAUGCUGAUGACACGCAACUCUAUGUAUCCUUUCGCCCAGAUUGUGAAGAUAAUUCAGAAAGUACCCUAGCCGCACUGGAAGAUUGUAUUUCUGAUGUGCGUACUUGGCUGUUGUCUCAUAAAUUAAUGUUCAAAGAUUCGAAAACGGAAUUUCUUGUAAUUGGUACACCACAACAACUUUUGAAAAUAAACAUUGAAUCCGUUAACGUUGGUGGGGUCCAAAUUAAGCCGGUUGAUAGUGUUCGAAACUUGGGAUCUUGGUUUGACAAGCAUAUGUCAAUGUCAGUUCAUGUAGGCAAGAUGUGCAGUAAAGCAUUCAGAGGACUUUAUAAAAUACGACAAAUUAGAAAAUUUUUAUCUACUAAUACAACGAAAACUUUGAUACAUGCUUUCGUGACAUCACACGUGGACUAUUGUAAUGCUCUGUUGGCUGGCAUACCUCAGUAUCAAGUCCAGCGAAUUCAGCGAGUUCUUAAUGCCGCUGCUAGAUUAAUCUACCACUGUCCAAGAUUUUCCCACAUCACCCCAGUUUUGAGAUCACUUCACUGGCUACCGGUAAAAUUCCGGGUGGAAUUCAAAAUUGCUUUACUGGUUUACAAGGCUCUUAAUAACAUUGCCCCUAUCUACAUCUCUGAAAUGCUUAUCCCAAAACAAUCAAGUGAUCGCUGGACAUUACGAUCGGAUGGUCAAGGUCUAUUAUACAUCCCGAAAACAAACUGUAAGACUCUAGGAGAUCGGGCUUUCGCACAUGCUGCUCCACAAUUAUGGAAUUCUCUGCCUCUGGAUGUCAGGAACUGUGAAAACAUUUCUGUGUUUAAGAAACGCUUGAAAACAUUUCUUUUUAAUAAGGCUUAUAACCCUUUAUAG
Molecule: messenger RNA, 6957 nt
Organism: Paramuricea clavata
Lineage: Eukaryota; Metazoa; Cnidaria; Anthozoa; Malacalcyonacea; Plexauridae
Source: the annotation of a GenBank genome assembly